AUGGGUUGGAAGAGAAAGAAAGCCUUCUAUACCAUUCACAUGCUGACUAAUUCCAAACACCAACAACUGUUGAUCACAGUGCUGUUGCAGUCGUUUUGCAAUGGUCAGUCCGAUUUGACCAUACAGGAGCGAACCUUUGGGUCAGCUGUUGUUCAGGCAGUAACUGAUCGUAUACGGAGUAGUUGCAUAUACUCAGAUGACCGACUGUUUAUCAGACGCUUAGCCAUUGUUCAGUCAGAUGACGGAGGCGUCAACACUACCUACCGAAACGGAUACUAUGGCGGAAUAUGGCAGAUUGAUGAAGCGAAAUUUAACAUCACUAGAAACUGUAGCUCUUCUGCAAUAAGCCAGGAAUGCAGCGCUAUAUUGUCUGAAUUCAACAUCAAUUGGCGUACUGUUCAGUGGACAGACCUCUGGAAACCACUGUACUCCGGCCUAGCUGCGUCUCUAUACCUUAAACUACAAGGUGUUGACCCUGCCCCCGCUGACCUUUCAAGUCAGGCAUAUCUUUGGACAAAUCAUUUCCAGCCGGCCCAAAGCGAGUUAACUUACACGACAAAGAUUCAGCAAGCAGAGAGCACUGCCGAUGGUUCGUGUGACUACAAACCUAUAGAUGUUGUUUUCAUCAUUGACGAGUCCGGGAGUGUUGGGUCUACCAAUUUCAACAAAACAUUAAAUUUCCUAUCGGAGGUCGUAGACAACCUAAAUAUCGGACCUAGUACUGUACAUGUUGGUCUCGUCAAGUUCAGCUCUUUUGCUACUCUGGAAUUCUAUCUAGGAACACAUUCGACAAAAACAUCCUUAAAGUCAGCUAUUUUGAAUACCGCAUAUAGAAGUGGAGGGACAAGCAUCGGGGCGGGUAUACAGCACGCAGACAAGUAUGUCUUUCCAGAAAUAUAUGGCGGAAGAAAAGAUGCAACAAAAAUUGCCAUUUUGGUCACGGAUGGUGUGUCAUCGUCUGCUUCGUUUACUAAACAAGCAGCAGACGCUGCCAAGGACAACCACAUUAGGAUCUUUGCUGUGGGGAUUGGACGUAUCAAUAUCGUAGAACUCAACUAUGCAGCCAGCGAUCCCGCCUGUACACACGUUUCAGUUCUGACAAAUUUCAACCAAAUCGAUGAUAUCAUUUAUGAAAUCAAGAAAAGCGCCUGUAGAGCGUCAAACCAGGUAGGAGAGGAAGCCGAAGUGGACGGGGUUGUAACGGGAGAGGACGGAUCUACCAUUCAAAUUGACACUGGCGACGGCAACAACAAGACCAUCACUACAGAAGUAGAUUGUGGUGAACUGAGCGUGUUCAGUUCAUUCUAUACGUCACAUCCGGGUCCUGCGUUCUACGACCAAAAGGAUACUGCAAUAGAAGGUUCCCCGUCGGUGUUCGUUGUCCACGUGACCGACAGCCGGCCUCUCUACAUAACGUUUGUUAGACUUAACCCCGAUCCUUCCUGUCCUAAUGCAUCGUACACUGUGAACGUUUCCAAUGAUCAUCCAACAGACACGGGUACUGACAUCAUAUGCAAAGUGAACGGCAAGUGGCAGUUAUGUGGUUCCGGUAAUGUAGACGGGGAUGACGAUUUUAACGAAAUAUGCGGAGUGUAUGAAAAUACCGACUGGAAUACUAUAUCUAAUCCCUGUAAGAAGGACGGCGAUAAGUACCACUCUCACCCGACAGAUCCGGCCAAGUUCAUCACUUGUGGUGACACACAGAAGAUGUACAUCACCCAAUGUCCUGUCGGUAAACUCUACACCAACGGAGGAUGUGCAUAUGCACACAGGCUAAGCUUUGGAAACAUUGACCAUUCUGCAGGAAGUCCGGUCGAUGCCCUCAGCUUUCAUAUAAUUCUCUGCAGAGUCAGUGGUAGUCUUGGAGAAUGUCUAAGUAAAGAUCUCCCACAGGACUUCUAUGAAAAACUAUGUGAAGGAACAACACCAUCGGUGCAAGAUCCUUGUACUUCCUGUGCAAUAAGUGACGGCCAUCUUGUACACCCUUUUCCACUGGACGACAACAAAUACAUCACAUGUGAGGACGAGGACAAUCACCUCAUCACACAGUGUCCUGUCGGAGAGAGGUUUAGCGUUGCCAAACAGGGCUGUAUCUCAUCUACAGAGGACGGCGACGACGAAGAUAGUGUAGAGGGUAAUGGCAAUGUUAAUCCUUGUGCAGAAGCUGUCAAGCUACACAAAUUUUACUUUCCGUACCCGAACGAUAAAACGAAAUUUAUCCAGUGUGAUGAAUGGGGCCAUUCCUUUAUUAUGUCUUGUCCAUCCGGUCAAAUUUGGUUCGAUCAAAUUUUGACAUGCGCAGUUGAUACACCUGGUACAAAAACAGAUGGGGGCUAUUCCGAAAACUCGUGUACCGGUAAUGCAGGCAAGACUAUAGCUCACUCAGACCCGACCAAAUACAUCAACUGUGAUGUAAGCGGCAUCGCUCACAUCAUGUCGUGUCCGAAAGGUCUCAGGUUUUAUAUGUCACUGUCUAGGUGUGACUGGUAACACAGAUAUAUACAAACAUGAUUAAUCAAACAUGAUUAAUCAAACAGAUCAAACUCAAUCGCUUGCAAAUGCAAUUAUCCGAUAAAUGUGUAUUUAAAGUAUUGCCAUAGUUUGAUAGAAUUCCCCGCGUGUGGUUGAUUAAAAAUACAAAUAAAUAGAUAAAUAUAAGACAUAUAUAUAAAUAAACAAUAGAUUAAAUUGACAGAAGGAAAUUGUCGAGUGGCUAUUUGAUUUAUACCAAAUAGUAUGGAGUCGAGAAGUACAACUUAAAAGAUGAAGUUGGAUGCACACUAUCGUAGCUGCGGAUUAGAUGGUUAUAUCAUGCAGACAUUACAAAAAUGUCCACCGUUUCAAAAAUUAAUAGGGAUGGAGGAGAAAUAAAUGUAAAGUAGACAUUUUUGAAUGAAUUAUCUCUCUUUGGUCAAUUACAUUUAUAUACAUUUUUUUUUCAUUGUAAGAUUGCGUUUUCAUUUAUUAAUUUCGUUUUUAUAUUAUUUUUAUUUAAAUUGAUUUCCAAUAUUUCCACCUUAGAUAUGAAAAGAAAAAUAUAUAUUUUUGCACUAUUACUACCCUUCAAAAGUUACAUAUUUUAACAUGACUACCAACCCCUUAAAAGUUACAUAUUUUACACUAUUACCACUCUCAAAAUGAUGUAUGUAUUAGUUAUUACCACUUUCUAAAUGCUACAUACAUUACACUAUCACAUCCCUCCAAUGUUACAUAUUCAACACUACUACCGCUCACCAAAAAUGCUGACAUAUUACACUGUCACCAACCUCCAAAACUUACGUACUUUAUAUUUUAACCACCAUCUAAAAGAUUUGUUUUAAUUUCUCUUUAUCUUAUCGUACUAUGCUUUUGUAUUUGAUAUGUCCCUAACGGCCUAAUUAGCGAUCCGUUUUAGAAGGAUGUUAUCAAGAUUUUAUGUUUGACGUGCUUUUAUACCAUGGAUCAAAUGUAACGCGUGUUUGUAACAGUUUGUAUUCUGUCGGCGCUUUAACGUCUUUAGAUAAUUAAUGUUAAUUUUCGUAAAAGUUAUAAUUUGUUCAUCUGUUUAUGUACUACUUUGAAGGUUUUACAAUAACAUUGUGUUUAUCCGGAAAUAAGCUUACUGGUGUUAAUUGCAAUUUAUUUACUAUAAAUGCCGACAGAUUCUUUGCAAUAUGCAUUUCUGUAGCUCGUGCCUUUUAGGCAAUUAUCUAUGGAGCAUUAACGGCUUAAAUUUAUUAAACAUACAAGAGGCUUUUAUAUUCAAUUGACUGACAUGGUUCAUACAGACCUUGAAAAGUGCUAAUUUGUUUUUAUCUUUACCUAAAGUCUUUGAAAAGUGCUUGAGUUUUGAAAUUUCGUUCCUGGGGUUUACUGAGUGCUUGAUGUUUUUGUUUAGUUUCAGAAUUAAGGAAAUAUUAUGUAAAUUUUCAUGUUUAUAUGUAGAUCGCGGAUUUUAUUCGUAUAUUAUAACUAGGCAUUAUCUUCAUGGUUAUUUUUUAAAAACGCAUUAUUUUUUUUACUUACAUGAUAGAUUCGGAAAGGUAAUGUUCUUAUGCUAUUUUAAUGUAGAUAGAAAUAAUAAAAAAAACAUUUACCUACAAGUUUGGACAACAUAAUGAAUCUUGAAAAUUGAGAAAAUGUUUAAAAAGUGUUCGAUUUUUUAUAGGAAAAUCUGUAGGAAUCAUGUGACAUCUUUUACAGAUGGAUAUUCUUCAGUAAAGCUUUUUCAUAGUUUUUAGUUGUACAACUGCUUUUUUAUAUUUGUCAUUCAUGUGUGAUGUGAUAUGAUGUGAUGUGAUUAAAAGUCGU
Messenger RNA from Pecten maximus, 4290 nucleotides. RefSeq lists its product as uncharacterized. Gene Ontology annotation, molecular function: chitin binding. NCBI's taxonomy places the organism in Eukaryota, Metazoa, Mollusca, Bivalvia, Pectinida, Pectinidae. Bases 1 to 2490 code for a protein of 829 amino acids. The transcript is spliced from 9 exons. Gene Ontology annotation, cellular component: extracellular region. The record is from RefSeq and is a predicted model, not a curated record.